GCAUGCUGUUAGGUUUCUUCUAGCCGACUUUUAUUGUCAGCUUUCGCUGAAAAGUGUUGAAUAGAAACACAAAUGAAUGUAUGUUUUACAGUUUUUACUUUUGACUUCUUUUUGCGGGGAAAGUCUCUGAGCCGAGCGACAGACAACUUCAGCAGCACCACAUUUUUGUUCUCUGAGCGCUUCAUCCAUCCAUUCAUCCACUGCGGCGAGGAUGGGGGACGCGGCGGCGGAGUGCACCAUCAAGGUGGUGUGCCGUUUCAGGCCGCUGAACAGCGCUGAGGUGGCCCGCGGAGACCAGUACAUACCCAAGUUUAAGGGGGACGACUGUGUGCUGAUGGGCAAACCAUACUACUUUGACCGUGUGUUCCAGUCCAAGACAACUCAGGAGGAGUUUUAUAAUGCUGUGGCUCAGAAGAUAGUCAAAGAUGUUUUGGAGGGAUACAACGGGACCAUCUUUGCUUAUGGGCAGACAUCUUCAGGCAAAACACACACAAUGGAGGGGAAGCUUCAUGACCCUGAAAUGAUGGGAAUCAUUCCUCGAAUUGUGCAAGACAUCUUUAACUACAUUUAUUCCAUGGAUGAGAACCUGGAGUUCCACAUCAAAGUUUCAUAUUUUGAAAUCUAUUUGGACAAAAUUAGGGACUUGUUGGAUGUGUCAAAGACCAACCUUCCUGUACAUGAGGACAAGAACAGGGUCCCAUAUGUCAAGGGCUGUACCGAGCGUUUUGUCUGCACUCCUGACGAGGUCAUGGAAGCCAUAGACGAAGGCAAAAAUAACCGAAGCGUGGCUGUCACAAACAUGAAUGAGCACAGCUCCAGGAGUCACAGCAUCUUCCUCAUCAACAUCAAGCAGGAAAACAGUAAGACUGAACAGAAAUUAACCGGCAAGCUGUACCUCGUCGAUCUGGCUGGGAGUGAAAAAGUGGGUAAAACUGGAGCAGAGGGUACAGUGCUGGAUGAAGCCAAGAUGAUUAACAAGUCCCUGUCUGCACUGGGAAUUGUCAUCUCAGCUCUGGCAGAAGGCUCGUCCUACAUACCAUACAGAGACAGUAAGAUGACCAGAAUCCUGCAGGAUUCCCUGGGAGGGAACUGUCGGACAACUAUGGUCAUUUGCUGUUCACCUUCGGCUUACAAUGAUGCAGAGACCAGGACUACAUUGCUUUUUGGACAGAGAGCAAAGACCAUCAAGAACCAAGUGACUAUGAAUGUGGAACUGACAGCAGAGCAGUGGAAGAGCAAAUGGGAGAAAGAGAAGGAGAAGAACAAGACACUGAGAAACACAGUCACCUGGCUUGAGAAUGAGCUGAACCGCUGGAGGAGCGGAGAGAGUGUGCCAGCGGAUGAGCAGUUUGACAAAGAAAAGGCCAAAGAAGAAGUCCAGGCCCUGGAGAGCACCCACCACAAUGACAAGACGCCACCCAAACCUGCCCUGAGCUCCCUGCCAGGAGUCAAACUCACAGAUGCAGAGAAAGAGAAGUACGAGGCGGAAAUGGCCAAGCUCUACAAAGAGCUGGACGACAAGGACGAUGAGAUCAACCAGCAGUCUCAGUUGGUGGAGACGCUGAAGCAGCAGAUGUUGGAUCAGGAGGAGCUAUUAGCAUCCUCUCGCCGUGACCACCACACGUUGCAGACGGAGCUGAACCGGCUGCUGGCGGAGAAUGAAGCCUCCAAGGAGGAAGUGAAGGAAGUGCUGCAGGCCCUGGAGGAGCUGGCUGUCAACUACGACCAGAAGAGUCAGGAAGUUGAAAACAAAACCAAAGAGUUUGAGGCUCUCAGUGAGGAGCUGAACGAGAAAUCGAGCUCCUUGGCCUCCAUUGACUCAGAGCUUCAGAAAUUGAAGGAGAUGACCAACCACCAGAAAAAGAGGGUCACUGAGAUGAUGUCAUCAUUACUCAAAGACCUGGCUGAAAUAGGCAUCGCUGUGGGAAGCAAUGACAUCAAGCAACAGGAGAGCAGUGGUCUCAUUGAUGAAGAGUUCACUGUGGCCCGUCUCUACAUCAGCAAGAUGAAGUCAGAGGUGAAGACCAUGGUGAAGCGCAGCAAGCUGCUGGAGAGCACACAGACCGAGAGCACCCAGAAGCUGGACGAGACUGAGAGCGAGCUGACUGCCUGUCAGCUCCGCAUCUCCCAGCAAGAAGCCAAAAUCAAGUCCCUGACGGAGUCCCUCCAGAAUGUGGAGCAGAAGAAAAGACAGCUGGAAGAGAAUGUGGACUCUCUCAGUGAGGAAAUAGUCAGGACCAGGGCCCAGGAGAAGGUUAAUGCCAUGGAGAAAGAGAACGAGAUCCAGUCUGCAAAUGAAGUCAAGGAAGCUGUGGAGAAGCAGAUCCAGACUCACAGAGAGGCCCAUCAAAGGCAGAUCAGCAGCCUGAGAGAUGAGCUUGACGCCAAGGAGAAGCUUAUCACUGAGCUGCAGGAUCUGAACCAGCAGAUCAUGCUGGAGCAGGAGAGGCUCAGAGUGGAGCAUGAGAAGCUCAAGGCUGCUGACCAGGAAAAGAGCCGCCAGCUGGAAGAGCUCACGGUGCAGCAGGACAGGAGGGAGCAGGCCAGACAGGACCUGAAGGGACUGGAGGAAACUGUGGCACGGGAGCUGCAGACACUUCACAACCUGAGAAGGCUCUUUGUCCAAGACUUAUCCACAAGAUUAAAAAAGAAUGCUCAGAUGGACUCAGAGGACACAGAGAGCAGCGCUGCCCAGAAGCAAAAGAUCAGCUUCCUGGAGAACAACCUGGAGCAGCUAACCAGAGUUCACAAGCAGCUGGUACGGGACAACAAUGACCUACGCAGCGAAAUCCCAAAGAUGGAGAAGCGCCUGCGGGCCACCGCUGAACGGGUCAAAGCCCUGGAGACCGCCCUAAAGGAAGCCAAAGAGAAUGCAGCCCAUGACCGUAAACGCUACCAACAGGAGGUGGAGCGCAUUAAGGAUGCCGCCAAGCCUAAAAACAUGGGCAGGAGAGGGUCAGCACAGAUAGCCAAGCCUAUCAGACCUGGUCAGCUGCCAGGGGCUCCCAUAAACUUCAGUGUCAACAGGUCCAACCUCAUCCAGAACAACCACCCUACCGGCAUUAAGGGAGGAGGAGGCAAUAACAGUCCCUGAUGGUACUAAUACUCACUCAGAUACAAAACCAAAGAAGCAGACUGACGUGGACAUCCAUCAGCUGAAUCGUUGCACUAUUCUUCCAAUGUCUAAAUGUGUAUUUAUUUACUGUACAUAAGCGCAGCAUAAGCUGCAAAGCUGCUCUUUUAAGCUCUGUAAGCACUCAUAACGUGUAAUAGUGUCCUGCAAAAUCCACUUUUAUUAUGACAGGCUGGUGUGUUUCCUUUUCCCAGGCACAGAUAAUAUUUUACAUUGUGCCAACAUGCAUGUACAUACAGUAUCAGACCUUGAUGGCCACCUCAGCAUGAGAGCAGAGAUGAAAACAAGGCUGAACGAAGGCCUUGAUUCUUUCGUCUGUUUGUUGACUUAUUGAUUGGUUAAAAUGUGACAUGUGCAAUUCACAGAUGUCACAAAAACUUUUGAAGGCAAAAAACCCCCCACUUUAGUUGUACUCAUAGGAAAAAGGAAGUUUUGACAGGACUCUGUGCAGUCCACUCUUACUGUUCCCAUAGGAUUUACGAGGGCACAUAGUAGCCAGGUGCUGCUAAUCAAAUGCACUUGAUUAACAGAUCAUCAGCAAGUGUGAGCGCCUCUAUGAAACAGAUGUUUUGCCAGUUUGCUAGUCUGGAACAUUCGGAUGUGUUUUAAUAAUGUUCCACAGUUUUCCCAGGGGAAAAUCACCAGAAAUUCACCCCAAGGUCAGAUUGUGGAGUUUUUGGAAAAUCUGAAAAACAAAAAAAACCCCGCCAAGAGCUACGUCUCUUAGCAUGCUAAAUGCUAACGUUCAUGACAGGAUGAUUAGGAAAUGACUGCACAAGUAUGACUUGUUUGGAAAGGUUGCCAGGAGAAAGUCUCAUCUAUUGGAAAGGAAGAUGGCAGCAUGAUUUAGGUUUGCAAAGUUGUAUCUGAAGGAACUGCAUGACUUCUCUGGGUAGAUGAGGCCAAGUGUGAGACCAUCUGUCCAACAGCUUAAGCUUGGCUGAAAUUGGGUCAUGCAACAGGACAAUGGCUGAAAAAAAGAAAAGGUGUUGUUUUGGCUCAGUGACAGUCCAGACCUCAACCUGAUUGAAAUGUCCUUAUGCAUAAAUUCAGUUCAAAACUCAACAAACUGAAGCAAUGUAAAGUUGUGUUGGCCAAAAUUCUCACAUGAUGUAAAGUUAUACAGAAAACAAUUACUGCAAGUUAAUGCUGCUUAAGGAGGUUAUACGAGCUACUGAAUUGUGGGGUGUACUGAGUUUUUCACUGGACUGCACAGACUACUGUGAAAACUUUCUUUUUCACGACUGUGUCUUAGUUUAUGUCACUGAAGUUGCACUGCUGCAUUGCAGCACCUUUUGCUGGAGACAGCAGAGGGCAGAAAUGGCAUAAGCAUAAAGCAUGACCGUGUCUAGCAUUAUAGAACAGAGAAUGAUCUGCCUAUGUGUAAUUGUUAUUAUUGUAAAGAUACCUCAAUAAAAUCAAUCUGGAACUGCUGUCAUAUUUUGGUGUGAUAGCUUAACAAGCUAAUAACGAUGAUGCUGAAGCAGCAGUUUUUUGUCCCUUAAACAUUUAACAUUUUAUUAAAUGAAUCUGUUACUACAGUGCUGGGUUCA
This is a messenger RNA of Maylandia zebra (zebra mbuna), 4686 nucleotides long. RefSeq names its product kinesin-1 heavy chain. Gene Ontology annotation, molecular function: microtubule motor activity; microtubule binding; ATP binding. Gene Ontology annotation, biological process: microtubule-based movement. Lineage: Eukaryota; Metazoa; Chordata; Actinopteri; Cichliformes; Cichlidae. The record is from RefSeq and is a predicted model, not a curated record.